Messenger RNA from Aethina tumida (small hive beetle), 3079 nucleotides. Its product is annotated as VPS35 endosomal protein-sorting factor-like. Gene Ontology annotation, cellular component: endosome. The record is from RefSeq and is a predicted model, not a curated record. Gene Ontology annotation, biological process: endocytic recycling. The coding region runs from base 58 to 2961 and encodes 967 amino acids. The transcript is spliced from 13 exons. NCBI's taxonomy places the organism in Eukaryota, Metazoa, Arthropoda, Insecta, Coleoptera, Nitidulidae.
GGUUAUGUUAUUGUUGACCGACUAACAUUAAAAUUAAAUACAUUAAUUUAUAACACAAUGGCAACAAAUUCAACAGAAUGGAAGUCUUUUAUAGACUCGAAUCAGUUUUAUACAAACGGUUUUACUAAAGGAAAACAACUACCUAAAUUUUUAGUUAACGAUCACCCCUUAAAAAAUGUUGUGGUUACAGAAAGGAUUCCAAGACGAAUACUUGGGUCACAGCCCAGUACAGGCAGAACAACACCAGUGUCAACUCCAGCAUCUAUAUUGGAGCCACUUUCUCUAGCUCUGAAUGGCUUAGAUCCACUAACAGAGUUUGCACUGCAAGAAAUGGAUCCAUUAUCAAAAAUGGCUGCAGAAAUGGAUAGUAAUGUGGGAAAAAACAAUGUGGAUAAAUCUAAAACAGACUCUCUAAAAACUAUUAUGGAGCCUUGGUCAUCUAGAAAGGCUGCAAUUUUAACUAAAUUCACAACCUCUGAAAAAAUAUCAAUUGUGACUAGUUUUUUAUCUGAGGGUGAAAAGGUUGUUGUAAAAGCUCAAAGUACACCAGUUGAUAAAAUCCAACACAGACUUGAACAAUUGGAUUAUUUUGAAGAGGGCUCACAGAAGAAAUUAGAUCUAUCUCAGUCUGAAUAUAUUGGUAGAAUAGAGCAAUUAAAUAAGGAGUUGGUAAUUGCUUGGAAUUCAGAGCAAAGAGUAAAAGCACUAAAAAUUGCAAUUCAGUGUGCUAAAUUACUUGCAGACACAGAUGUAUUGCCCUUUUAUCCCAGCAAAUUUGUAUUAAUCACUGAUAUUCUAGAUAUUUUUGGACAACUUGUAUAUGAAAGACUAAGAACAAAGGCAGAAUAUUUCAAGCCUGGCUCUAAAACACCAACGGCUUUGCCUGAAGAUUUUACUCUAGAUAUGGUGCCAGAAUCGGCAAAAGAGACUUGUUUGAAUUGGUUCUAUAAAAUAGCCUCAAUUCGAGAACUCGUGCCAAGGCUUUACGUCGAAUUAGCUCUUUUAAAGUCUUAUACUUUUAUGUCAAAUACUGAACUUCCAGAAGCUUUAUUGCGAAUAACUGAUAUGAUCCACGGCAUAGGAAAUCCUUUAGUCGCUGUGUAUGCCAGAUGUUAUUUAUGUAGAGUAGGACUUAGUGUAUCUGGUCCUAAUGCCAACAAUACAUAUUUGUACAAUAAUUUUAUAGGUUUUUUGGACACGUAUUGUCAUUUAUUCAAUAGAAACGUUUCGUUGGAGUUAGUUUUACAAAAAAUUAAUAUGGGCACGUAUAUGACAUUGUAUACUCCCGCUCUAGACUAUAUUUUGUCGACUAUUGCUUGCGAUGCAAACGAAAAUGUUUUAAACGAUUUGUUAAAUAAAGCAGCCAAAUAUGGAAAUAGUUCUCUUAUAAUAAACACGAUAAUGUCCGGAUUCAAGCCAUCUUUUAUAAGUGAAAGAACCGUACAAUUCUUAGAUAUGAUAGGUAAAUGUAGGGAUGACGGAAUCCCUUUAUAUUUGCUCCUGAGAACUUUGGGAUUAUGUAUAACGGUUUAUCCUCCGCCUUCCGAACAACGAAGGCAAAUACUCACAACUGUAUGGAAGCAGAUAUCUUCUAUCAGAGAUCCCGAGGAAUACAUUUUGUGUUCAGAGGCUUGGGUGCCUUUCGUAGUACAACAUUUUGCGACACGAGAAGUCAAUAUGGUUUUGGGUGACAUUAUAGAUCACUUAACGCCAAAUAGAGCUUAUGAACAAUAUUAUAAUCAACUUAAAUUGAUUGUACAAAGAAUUUUGGCACACAUACAGGAUUUUGAAUUGUUGUUAGUGAUGGACAAUUUUCUACGUUUAAUCGAUCUAUUCCAACAAGAAUCUGUACGAGUUGAAGUUUGCAAAAGUGUUUUAACACUAUCCAAUAGCGAUGUAAAGACGAAUGAUCCAGUAAUAACUAAUGGUUUGAUGUUUUUAUGCAGUGUGUUGCACGAUUCGAUUAAUGCCCUUACUCCUGAAGACGAAUUCAAACAAAUAGGCGAAAUUCUCUGUAAUAUUGUCAGACGAGUAGAUUAUGGCCGAGAUUUUGAGCAGCAAUUAAGCUUUUACGUAGAAGCACGUGGCGCUUUUUCCAAUGUCGAUGUCGUGCUUGCCGAGUUGGUCCAGUGUGUCAACACACUAUCAGUAAACACAAGGCAAAUCAUAAAAGGGAUUCAUACGAGAAAGACCGGAGAUUUCGUUAGGGCUUGCGCUGCGUAUUGUUUCAUUACAAUUCCUUCUAUUGUAAGCGUAAAAACACGACUACAAUUGUAUCUAUUGUCUGGACGGGUUGCCUUGUUUAAUCAAUGCUUAGGACAAGCGGAUGCUUGUUUUAAGGCGGCUUUUAGUAUCAUUCCGGAAUUGCAAGAUGAUACUGGAAAAUCUGAAUUGUUCCUAUUGCCCUACAUAAAACAGUUUUUAUCCACUUUGGUUGUUGUUCCUGACAAUCCUGAAAAAGGUGUUCUGAACUUGACCAGAAUUCUCUUAAAUGUACUCAGAGGAUUUGAAUGGAACAAGCAGAAUGGCUCUUUAACAUCGAUCUAUAUUUCUGUUAUAGAUAUGUUGUCAACAGUGUCUCAAGAGGUGUAUCCAUAUCAAAUUGACAAAAUAGAGUCUAAUGACGGACUGUAUGGAUCGGAUCCUAAAUUUAUUAUGGAAAUAAAUAACCUGUGUUCCAUUCUAAUUGGCGAAAUUUUAAACCAACUCAAAGAAAUCGGACCUUGCAGAAAACAGUCGCAACUAGCUGUAGAAUUAUGUAUACGAAUAGCCACUAGAGGCGAUCUGACUUCAAAAAAUCUGGUGACUUUGGCAAUUAAUUUGUGGAACCUCAGUAUAAAAAAUGGUCAUGCAGAUAUUAAAUAUAUGAUUCGCACGAGGGAAUAUUUCAAAAAAAUUUCCGUCUCCCGAGACAACGCUAUUCUACAAAGUCUUGUUGAAAAACUCCCCUUGCCUCAAUAAAACUUGUGAUACAUUUAUUACUUUUUAAUAUUAUACGUAAGUUUUUACAUCAGAUCAUUAUAAUAAAGAAUAUAGGUAUUAAAGAAGUAUAAAAAAAAUAAACAUCACAAUAAACAUU